Clunio marinus is the source of this 3426-nucleotide messenger RNA. The record is from the annotation of a GenBank genome assembly. NCBI's taxonomy places the organism in Eukaryota, Metazoa, Arthropoda, Insecta, Diptera, Chironomidae.
GACAUAAAUUUCAGCUUAUGUGAGGCUCAUAAGUGUGCCGAAAAUCAUUCUAAAUUAUUUUUAUUGUGUUAAGGUAUCAAGGCGCCUUAUCCAGAUAGUUAGAUUUGGUGCAAAAUUAUCUAAUUUCAUAUAAUUGAUUACAAAUCAGUUUUCGCGAAUGGACUUUAAGCAAAAAUCACCACCUAGAAAUGGUAAAAGUUACUACGAACAACAACAAAAAUAUCACCAUCGAUCACCUUACAAUGAAUUAUCCACAAAUCAGUCAUUGCUACACCACAUUAACACGUCAGCAAGUAACAAUAAGCAUCAUAUGGAUGUUUAUGAAUACGAAAAUCAUCAAAAGCAACAAAACAUUUAUGUGAAAAAUCAUUAUCAUUCACCGAAAGCACGACACAUACGAAGACGUGCGAGAAGUGAAUGUUUAUCACCAACGCGAAGUCCAAAAAGCAUUCAUCAAAAUCACCAACAGUCACAACAAUAUCACGAACGAUUUUAUUCAAAAACUUCACAUCAAAAUGGAUACGUGACGAAGGAACCGGAACUCUGGCAGAUUCAUAGACGUGAUGAGAUAUUAGCAACUGGUUAUCGUCGUGAUUAUCAACCUCAUGGCGAUGAAACUUACAAGCAACGUUUUCACAACCUUCAAAUUGAUGGGAAAAGUGUGCAAUUUGAAGAUUUUGAUUCCGAAUUAGACCAAACAGAUUACACAUCAUGGCAUCAACGACGAAGAUUUCGUGCACGAAGUGAAUCAGCUUCAAAUGAUUACUUUUAUCCUGAAAAUUAUCAUAAUGUCAAUGAAAAUCGUGCUAAACGAACACGUGAUGCUGUGAUAUCGCCUGUUAAAGAGCCUCGUGCAGUUCCAUCGCAACAACGUCAUGUGACUAACUCGAAAAAUAAUUUCAGUGUCUUAGUGAAUAACAACACCACGCAUUAUCGUUACUCACCCAAAUCUAAAGUUCGUUCGCAUUAUUUAGGCCAUAAAAUUGGAGUUGUUCGUGUCUCAUCGCCAUUGCAUAAAGCACGAGCUCAAAUUUGGAAGAGUCAAUCAAGUGGAUCAACAACAAAUUCGUCAAUUCCAUCAAUAGAAUCGAAUUCAACUCCGGAAACACCGCAAGUUGAUGAAUACGAUGACGAUGAUGAUGAUGAAGUUGUUGAUGAUGAUGAUGACGAUAAUGAUGAUCCAAUAAUGUAUGGACCGGGAAAUGAAGUGAUAGAUGAUGAUAUGACAGAUCCUGAAGAUAAUUACGAAAAUUGUAGUUUAGAUCAACGGAAUUUAUUAACUCAGCCAUUGUCAACAAUCAACACCAAUUGUGUUCAAGGUGGACAUGUUCUUAGUGCACCAUUUGCUCCAUCACUCUUUCCAUUUGUUCCACCUUACAUUAGUUUUGCAACAUUUGAACAAAAAGGUCCCGAAGUGCCAGCGAUCAUUCACAAGCAACUUAAAUGGAAACUUACGACAAUAACGCCACUUUUAGUGCGAAAAGUUUUGCUCAAUACUGGAUUUCGUUUAAUGAAAAAACCAAAUGAUUGGGUGGGAACGUGGGGAAAGCAUAUGAAGUCGCCAUGCUUCAAGACACUCCAUUCGUAUCAAAAGUUCAAUCACUUGCCUGGUAGUUUUCAAAUUGGAAGGAAAGAUCGCUGUUGGCGGAAUCUUCAAACGCUCAUGUCGAAGCAUGGAAAGAAAGAGUUUGGCUUCAUGCCACGAACGUUUAUCAUUCCACAAGAUCUCAACUUGUUGAGACAAACAUGGCAUAAAUAUAGUCAGAAGAACACAAAAUGGAUUAUUAAACCACCGGCAUCCGCAAGAGGAACGGGAAUACGGGUCGUAAAUAGCUGGUCGCAAAUUCCAAAGAGAAAACCGCUCAUUGUUCAACGAUACAUUGAACGUCCACUUUUGAUUAAUGGAAGUAAAUUUGAUCUUCGAUUGUAUGUUCUCGUGACGUCAAUGAAUCCGCUACGUUGCUACCUUCACACAGAUGGAUUGGCGAGAUUUGCAUCAGUUAAAUAUAGUGAACGUAAUGAUACGUUGAAUGAUCGUUACAUGCACUUAACAAAUUAUUCAAUCAAUAAAAUGAGCAACAGUUACGAUAAGAACGACGAUGCAAAUGCUUGCAAAGGAAUGAAAUGGACAAUAAAAUCACUUUGGAGUUUUCUCAAUGGACGUGGCGUUAACACUGAGCGACUUUGGGGUGCAAUGCGCAAUCUUGUGUUGAGAACAAUUAUUGCUGGCGAAGGUCCAAUCAACGGCAUGAUGAAGACAAACUUACAAAAUAAAUACAAUUGCUUUGAACUGUUUGGAAUUGAUGUGCUGUUGGAUUCAGAGUUGAUUCCAUGGUUGUUGGAAGUCAACAUUUCACCUUCACUUCAUUCAGCGUCAGGUCUUGAUAUGGCUGUAAAGGGUCCGCUAGUUACAGCUCUUUUAAACACUGCUUUGUAUCAGAUUCCGCCAAAGAUUCCCAUUGCUCAACAAUCUGAUCUCGCUCGUGAAUUAAAUUUAAAUACGCCACUUUGCUAUGAUAAGCGAAUUUAUGUGACAACAUUAUCGAAGGAAGAGCGCCAAAAGCACCAGCAAUUUACACAGAAAACAAUACUCAGGGAGGAUUACUUAAAUGUUAUACUUGAAAACCUCACACCAGACGAUGUUCGUUGUUUGAUUGUGAGCGAGGAUGAAUUGUCACGAUGUCAACCAUUGGAGAGAAUUUUUCCAGCUCCAAAUAGUCAUAAAUAUUUGAAUUUCACUGAUCAAACGCGAUACUACAACAGCCUUCUUGAUGCUUGGGAGCAUCGAUACAGUAAAAAACGAGAUGUUGGAAUUGCAUUACUUCGAACACUCUGCUGGAAGAGAAUUCAUCUUAAAGUUCCACCAACAACUAUUCAAAAGGAUUGCGAAAGUAAAGAUUUGGAGAAAAUAGUCGAAACCGCAGGGUCUGAUGAACCAACAUCGCAGUCAUCUCUUGGAAGUCUCGAGAUAGAAAUAAAUGCUAAUGAAAACAGAGAUACUUCGAAUUUUACCUCUGAAGCAAUGCUUAUGUCACCGAAAAAGUCACCGUCAGAUAUAAGCGAUGAGAAAUGCUUUUCAAAUAUUAUGAAUUGCUUGCCGAUAACAGCUGAAAGCGAAGUCAUUCUUGUUAAGCAGUAGAUAUUAAAUAUUUAUUAAUUCAUCACUCUUGAAAAAAUUCUUAUGUUUUUUAAUUGUAAUUUAUUCAACAUUUACAAUAUUAUGAAGACUGAUUCUAAAGAUCUUAAAAAGAAAAGGAGUUGUUAAGUACUGCGACUUUUUAAAUUCUUGUUUGAAUCGAUAUUCUCUAUGAUUUCUUUUAUACCUAGUAAAAGAUUGCUUGUAUUAGAAUUUUCAAAGCCUAAAAUUUUUUAGGUAUCUUGUUUAAAUUUUUUGUUAAAAUAAAAGAAAAAUUCUCUUUCAAUCUG